UUUACGUUUGUAAUCUACACAUACUCCAAAUGAAUAGAAUAGAAAAAGAUUUAUAUCAUCAAAUUGUAAAAAUAUCUAUAAUCGACACUCACAUAUAUAAGGAAGAGUAUAUUUUACAUCACGGGAGUUUACAACUUUAUAUUUGAUCAUGUUGGUGUUUGUAAUAUUCAUUUUAAGCAUUUCUUCUGCGUUUGCAGAUGAUCCCAUCGUCAAUUUACCAAGUGGACAAAUACGUGGUGCUGUAAAAACUACUUUAAGAGAAGGGAAAACCUUUUAUGCCUUUCUUGGCGUUCCAUUCGCUGCUCCUCCAGUAGGAAAUUUAAGAUUCCAACCACCACAACCAGUUCAAAGUUGGGACGGCGUCUUAGAAGCAAAAACGAAUACGAAAAUAUGUUACCAAGUAGGUAGAGAUUUUACCUUGGAAACAGAAGAUUGUCUAUAUUUAAACGUUUACUCGCCUGUUGAACCUGGCAGCAAUGCUAACUUACCCGUAAUGUACAGUAUUUAUGGAGGGGCCUACAUCCACGGUUACGCUGGAUUCGGUUACAACGGACCAACAUAUUUCUUGGAACAAGAUGUGAUUGUCGUUACUGCUAACUAUCGUGUAGGUCCUUUUGGUUUCUUAUCCACUGGCGAUUCUGUGAUCGCUGGUAAUAUGGGUCUCAAAGACCAACAGUUCGCUUUAAAAUGGAUUCAGGAGAAUAUUCAUCUAUUCGGGGGAGAUCCUCAAAAAGUUACCGUUCAAGGACAAAGUGCCGGAGCGGCUUCAGUCACGUAUCAAGUGUUAAGUCCGGGAUCUGCAGGCCUAUUUAGAGCCGCUAUAGGAGAAAGUGGUUCAGCUCUAUGUUCUUGGGCCAACCAACGACAUGCAGUGGACAUAGCUUAUGGUGUAGCAGCUGAGAUAGACGCCACUUUUGACAGAAGUCGUACUUCUAGUGAUCUUUUACAGUUUUUGCAGAGCGUGGAUGCCAAAGCUAUAGAUAACACUGCUGACAAAUAUCACUCGUAUGCACCAGUUGUAGAAGUAGAACAUGAAGGAGCUUUUAUAACCGAAUCCAUGUACGAAUCUGUCGCAAACGGAAAGAUUAACUACGUCCCUCUCCUAAUAGGCAUUAAUUCAGAAGAACAAAUAGCAAAAGCCGCUGACUUAGAAGGGCUGCAGAAAACCGUCAGAAAUUACGAGAAAUACGUUUAUCUGUUAGCUGAUGAAGAUAUGAGAAUUGAAGAUACAAAUGUACGUACACAGGCUGCCGAAGAGAUAAGAAAAAUAUACACUGAAGGAUUAUUGCAAGAUAAUUUAACAGCAGCAAUUCAGUAUUUCAGUGAUAACAGUUAUGUAAGAGCAGUCGUCAAAUACGCAGAGUUGCAGUCGAAAUACACCGAUGUCUACUUUUACCAGUUCUCUUACCAUGGCCUACUAGGAGGCAACAACGCAUCGAUGGAAGGUAUUGGUAGAGUAGCACACGCUGAGGACACUAAAUACCUUUGGGCAUCUGACAAAGGCGAUUUGAAUUCAUAUCCACAAUCGGACAUCACGACUCUGGACCGAUACGUUGGUUUUUUCGCAAAUUUCGUUAAAACCUUGAAUCCGACUCCGGAAGCGUCGGAAUUGAAUCAGUAUCUAAUUUGGCCUAAAGUAACACAGGACACGUAUAAUUACAUAGACAUUGAUGAGAAUCUGGAAAUAAAAGUAAAUCCUAGGGAAUUUUCGUACAGCAAAUGGGUUGAAAUUUACGAGACAUAUGGAGUAAAACCAUUUGUUUCCUAUUAAUUUUUCCAGUAAAAUUCAAAGACAAAACUAAAUCAUUUUUAUACAAUUUUGCUAACAACAAUAUUACACUUGUUAAAAUAAAUUUUUAUGUUUUGAAU
Molecule: messenger RNA, 1869 nt
Organism: Anoplophora glabripennis (Asian longhorned beetle)
Lineage: Eukaryota; Metazoa; Arthropoda; Insecta; Coleoptera; Cerambycidae
Product: venom carboxylesterase-6-like
Exons: 11
Coding region: 149-1771 (540 amino acids)
Source: RefSeq, a predicted model, not a curated record